Molecule: messenger RNA, 1575 nt
Organism: Humulus lupulus (European hop)
Lineage: Eukaryota; Viridiplantae; Streptophyta; Magnoliopsida; Rosales; Cannabaceae
Exons: 4
Coding region: 166-1101 (311 amino acids)
Molecular function (GO): polysaccharide binding
Source: RefSeq, a predicted model, not a curated record
AUCUUUGGCUAUAGUGUAGUUGAUUGGAACUUGCCUGAAUGGUUAAUGGUAAAGAAAUUGGCAUUAUUGAUGAAAUGAUAUUGGUGGUGUAGAAAAGCCUUCUCUGCUUCUCUGACCAGUCUGUGUACCAAAGGGAAAGCAAAGAUCUUCUCUACAAGAUUUUCCAUGGGUAACCUUCUUUAUCUUAUGAUCAUCUCCUUCUUAUUGUUCCUUACAACUACCCAUGCAAAAUCAAAUCAUUAUUGUCCACCUUCUUCUUGUGGUGAUAUCACCAACAUAACCACUCCUUUCCGACUUAACACCGAUCCAAAACACUGUGGCUACUCCCCUUUUGAGCUUUCUUGCGAGAACAAUCUUACGGUAUUAUACUCAAAUUCUGUGAAAUAUUUCGUGAGGUCAAUCAAUUAUGCCAAUCACACCAUUAGAAUUGUGCACCCCAAUCUUAACAAAACCAAUUGCUCCUCUCUCCCAAAUAACAAUCAGGGAGAAUUAGAUUCGUUCAAAGGUUUCAGCUCUUACGGCAUCAACUUGUUCGAAACAAAGACAAUAGUUUUCUUGAAAUGUGAGAGUCGAGUAAAUUCCUCUGAUUAUAUAGACACUGCUCCUUGCAACAUUGGUGGUUCUUUAGCCUCCCAAUAUUCCGAAACCAAAACUACUACUGCUGCUGAUCUUUAUUAUUAUUAUGUGGUCGAUGGUGGCUUUAAGGUUUCUGAUUUGGCGAUUGGGUGCCGCACGGAGCUAAGGACCUUCGUAUCGAAUCAGAUAGUGGUGAAUGGGAGGACUACUUCUUAUGUGGACAUUCACAACCACCUUGCUUAUGGCUUUGAGCUUUCAUGGUUGAACUCAUAUAUCAACGAUGGGGGUCUCUGCUUCAUCAACGAUUCCAACGAGAGGCAAUGUUUUUUGUGGGAUUGGGCUUCACCAUUAAAGACUUUCUUGGACAUAAUGGGCUUUUUAACACCUGGGCUAGGCAAAACCAAAGGAUGCUUGGAAAUCUUAGUGAAAAAUGUGCAAAGAAAUUAUCUUGGAGCUAAAUUCUGGCACUUUGUUGUAGCAUCAGUCAACUUUGCUGCAGCAAAGUGUGUGCAGCCAGCAACAUAAAGUUUGCAGACUUGACAAGUGAUUAAAUGAGGUGGAGAGACUUGAAUAGUGGGAGGAUGAGGUGGAAAUGACCUAACAAAUUCUGAAAAAAAAGAGUGGUCCUUGUAACGCCCCAAUUUCCCGAGACGUUACUUAGGGAGUCCAUUUAAAAAUAAUAAACAAUAAAUAGUUUAAGACACUAAGAGAAAAUAUUUAUUUAAAAUUUAAAUAGACAAUGAGAUCUCAUUAUUUAAAAAAAAAAAUUUGGACGCUAGGUUUAAUAACAACAACAUAAAGAAAAUAACCAUUCUAGUUUGAAAAUUUAAAAAGAUAACAUUUAUUUCUAAAAACAUAAAAUAACUGGAGCCCGGCCUCUAACAUGUUCCGUCCAUGCCUCGAGUCCGCACCACUCAUUGCUUUACUUUGCCUUUACCUGCACACAGAGUACCCGUGAGCUAACGCCCAGUAAGAAGAGCUAUGUAGGACAUAACUCCC